Molecule: messenger RNA, 2185 nt
Organism: Drosophila subobscura
Lineage: Eukaryota; Metazoa; Arthropoda; Insecta; Diptera; Drosophilidae
Gene: Nbr
Product: exonuclease mut-7 homolog
Exons: 3
Coding region: 106-1983 (625 amino acids)
Biological process (GO): nucleobase-containing compound metabolic process
Molecular function (GO): nucleic acid binding; 3'-5' exonuclease activity
Source: RefSeq, a predicted model, not a curated record
GAGUUGCCAGCCUGUCUUUUUUUUUUGCUCUGCGACUCGGCGAGUGGCAGGCAAAAGAUUUCGCGAAUUUUGCAACUUGGGCCAAAUUCCUGGCCCACCGCAGAGAUGGCUAAGAAAAUGUACAACGCUAUUCCCGCCGGCUUCGAGGAUGACGAGGACGAACUCGAACACUACAUGGCAAACUUGAAAAUAAAGCGCUUGGAGAACAUUACAACAGGUGCUGGAAUCAAUGGAACAAACUUUGAUGCCACAUUGGACGCUGAAGCGCAGGAGUUCUUCACAGUGUUUCGCGAAAAAUGGAACAUGUACAGCAAGAACAAGUCGCCCCACCUGGGCCGGGAUCUCGGCAAUGCUCUGAAGGACCACAAAGAGCCGCUGCUGCUGGCUUUGAAGAUCUUCGCCAAUUGUCCCGACUGCAGCAACAUAAAGCCGAAAAGCCUGUCACACUUUGUGCUGGACACAGUGUGCAAGCUGCACCAGGAUUAUCCGCAGCUGGAUUGCGAUCAGAACACUAGCAUGAUAGCAUUUAAUUUCGUGAAGAACUCGGGUGUGCUCUCACUCAACAAUGCCAUAAUCGAGGCAUACCGCCUGCAUCAGAUACGCCAGCUGCUGCUGCCCAAGCUGCGCGAGAUGCUGGACGAUGGCCAGUACAAGGAGGUGGCCCAGUGGGCCAUCAGCCUGCAGGUGGCACACGAAUUUGAUAUGCUGGAGCUGGCGUUUCCACUGAUUGCACAGGAGAAGCUGCCGCUGGCCGAAGUGUACCUGGACCAGGCGACAUCCCAACGCCUGCCGUUUGUUAAGUUUCUUGACUCGCUGCUGCACAAAGAUAAGUCAGUCUUUGAGCUUUGCGAGCCCAUUCUGGACCGCUACAAGAAUUUGAAGGUCUCACAUAAUGUGCUGAGUUAUCGCCCCAUGUCGAAGAUGGUGUCUCGCCUGGCCAAGAAAUAUGGCUUCGAUGAUGGCGUCACCCCGAACUACAAGUUUACAAAAACCUGCGGCUACUUGCAUUAUCUGUUUCGAGAGUACGAGAAGUCGCGCAUUAAUCUGGCCAGCUUUCGGGAGAUGGUUAGCGUGCAUGCCUCCGAUCAUGCCCUACAGGUGGACUUUGUCAGAUAUGUGGCGGGGGCUCAAGAUUCACGCAACGAGGCCGUCUACUGGUACAAAGAGUUCAAGCUGAAGCCCAAGGAUUUUCCGCACGACAUUAUAUCGCAGAUCUCACGCGGCAUUAACGAAGAGGAAGCGCCCCAAACCUCCGAUGAUAAUGGAGCCACUUCUUCGGCCACUGGCUGUGAUAUGUACCUGACCAUGGAUCUGCCAGACGAUUGUCUGCUCAUUGUUGACACGGCAGCACAGUUCGAGCGUAUGCUUGGCCAUCUGAAGCGCGAACAUAUCAUAUACAUGGACUCGGAGUGGGUGCAGAAUGUGUGCGGAGAUUGCCAGCUCUGUCUGCUGCAGAUUGCCACCGUGCGCAAUGUCUACCUGAUCGAUUGCCUGGCCAAGCAGAGCAUCACAGCGAAUCACUGGCGUGCCCUCGGAGCGGAUGUAUUCAACAACAUGAACAUCCUAAAGGUGGGCUUCUCCAUGUACAGCGAUCUGAUGGUGCUGCAGCGCUCGUUGCCGCUGCAAUUGCGCCUGCUGUUGUCGCAUCAUUACCUCGAUUUGCGCAGCCUUUGGCUGGAGCUGAAGAAGCAGCGCUUUGGCAUUGAGCUGCCCUUUGGCAAUGUCAAUCGAGCGGGCGAUGCUCUGUCGGAUUUAUCGCUGGUGUGUCUGGGCAAGAAGCUAAACAAGUCAAAUCAAUGCUCGAAUUGGGCCAAUCGUCCGCUGCGUCGCGAACAAAUAUUGUAUGCAGCCAUUGAUGCCCGUUGUCUGAUGCUCAUUUACAACACGCUGCUGAAUCGCGUGCCCAACAUUAAUGUGGCCAUAGACAAGAGCAUUGCAAGCAACAAUUUCCUGAAACGCGGCGGCAAUGCCAAUGUCAAGUGAUCACCGAUCAUCCCAGAAUACGGAUACCUCUCAGCCCUUGUCUGGUGAUUCUCCUAAACCCCAAACCCCCUACCCUCUUAAUCGUAAGUUCAAUGUUAAAGUUGAAGAGUAUUUAAUAAUAAGUUUAAUGAGCGUUAUUAAGCGUGGUCUAAUCGACAAACCCAAUGUAUUGAAAAAUCAAAAGCAACAACCCCAGAAUGAA